AUGUCGGACGACGAGGAUUUUAUGCAGGAGUCAGAUGAGGAGCAGUAUGAUUUCGAGUAUGAAGAAGAUGACGACGAGGAGACUGGUGAUGUCGAUAUCGAGAACAAAUAUUACAACGCGAAGCAGCUCAAGCUGUCGGACCCCGAAGAGGCGAUCGCCGAAUUUCUGAGCAUCCCGCCACUCGAAGAAGAGAAGGGAGAAUGGGGAUUCAAAGGUGUGAAGCAAGCCAUAAAGCUUGAAUUUAAGCUGGGUCAAUACGACAAGGCCGCUGAGCACUACGCCGAGCUUCUCACAUACGUCAAAUCGGCCGUUACGCGCAACUACUCCGAGAAGUCCAUCAAUAAUAUGCUCGAUUACAUCGAGAAGGGCGCAGAUGGCUCUGACGCCGUGAGAUGUAUGGAGCAAUUCUACUCUCUCACACUUCAGAGCUUCCAGAGCACAAAUAACGAGCGGCUCUGGCUCAAGACCAACAUCAAACUAGCCAAAUUGCUUCUGGACCGAAAGGAGUAUACUGCCGUAUCUAAGAAACUCCGGGAACUACACAAGACUUGCCAGCGAGAGGAUGGAACCGACGAUCCCAGUAAGGGCACUUACUCGCUCGAGAUUUAUGCUCUUGAGAUCCAAAUGUUUGCCGAGACCAAGAACAAUAAGCAGUUGAAGGCUCUAUAUCAGCGCGCUCUUAAGGUCAAGUCUGCUGUGCCUCAUCCGCGAAUCAUGGGUAUCAUCCGUGAGUGCGGUGGAAAGAUGCACAUGAGUGAGGAGAACUGGAAGGAGGCUCAAAGCGACUUUUUCGAAUCAUUUCGAAACUACGACGAGGCGGGCUCUUUACAACGAAUUCAGGUUCUCAAGUAUCUUCUGUUGACAACCAUGUUGAUGAAGUCGGACAUCAAUCCUUUCGACUCCCAAGAGACAAAGCCCUACAAGACUGACCCACGAAUUUCUGCCAUGACAGACCUAGUGGAUGCUUACCAGCGGGAUGAUGUUCACAUGUACGAGAAGGUUUUGCAGCGAAACCAGGACAUCUUGGACGACUCGUUCAUCGCCGAAAACAUUGAUGAGGUCACGCGGAAUAUGCGAACCAAGGGCGUGAUCAAGCUCAUCGCACCCUAUACCCGCAUGAAGUUAUCUUGGAUCGCGAAGCAACUCAAGAUCUCCGAGCCUGAGGUUCAAGAUAUUCUAGGUUUCCUUAUUAUCGAUGGGAAGAUCAACGGCCGAGUGAACCAACAAGAGGGGCUUUUGGAGAUUACUUCUGACGCAGAUAUCGAGCGCAUCGCAGCCCUCCAGAGCCUCACAACGUCAAUUUCCGAGCUAUUUGGCGCCGUCUUUAGAGAUGGUGAUGGUUUCCGUAACAUAGAACAUUCAGCAACAGACGAGCAAGGGAUAGACAUAUCAGGUAUCCCCACUGGGAAAGUCGGCAACAGAACUGGAGGCCAGCACCGCGGCAAGAAGGGCAAGGCGGCCGCAGCUGCAUGGGCUUGA
This is a messenger RNA of Fusarium sp. VM40, 1479 nucleotides long. The record is from the annotation of a GenBank genome assembly. NCBI's taxonomy places the organism in Eukaryota, Fungi, Ascomycota, Sordariomycetes, Hypocreales, Nectriaceae.